GGAGAUGCACGUCGGGGAGAAGUUGGUGGCGGUCACGCUGCUUUGGCUGCUGGUGGCCGUUCCCGAACGCGCCUUGGCCCAUAGCGGAGAAGAGGACCCUCCGCGUUCCCAUGCAGAUCCUCCUGGACACAAAGCUGGCGGUCACUGGAGCUACGCAGGCAAGGCACAGUGGCCCUCCACUUUUCCCUCUUGUGGGGGCCACCUGCAGUCCCCGAUCGACAUUGACACAGGGGCCACCAUCUUCAGCCCCCAGCUGGGAGCCCUCCUGUUGUCCGGCUACGACCUGCCUCCAGGAGAGAGACUCUGCCUGCAAAACAACGGACACACAAUUGUUUUAAAGCUACCGGAGAACAUGACUCUCACCGGCGGGGGGUACCUGCAGCCAUACCGAGCAGUCCAGCUACACCUGCACUGGGGCUCUGCACAUGGCGUGCCUGGCUCUGAGCACACGGUCGACGGGCACCGCUUCGCUGGCGAGAUCCAUGUGGUCCACUACAAUUCCCAGUUUAGCAGUUUCCAUGAUGCUGUCCAAGAGCCUGGAGGGCUGGCUGUCCUGGCGGCAUUUCUUCAGGUUGGGGAGGAGGAAAACGAGGCGUAUCAGCACAUCCUUGAAUCCUUGAAAGAGGUCCAAGAGGAAGGGGAGAAGACGUUCAUUGCAGGCUUUGACGUGGCCAAACUGCUUCCUCAUGACCUCAGCCGCUAUUUCCACUACAACGGCUCACUGACCACGCCGCCCUGCUAUCAAACAGUCAACUGGACAAUCUUCAACCAGACCAUUCAGCUGUCCCAGGAUCAGAUAUCCAUGCUGGAGGACACCCUCCGAGGAGACAAUGACGAGCCCCUCGAGGGCAACUUCCGCCCACAACAGAGUCUGCAGGGCCGAACAGUUCUGGCAAGCUUCCUGGUGCCCCAUAGCCCAGAAGGGGCUCAUCCACCUGGCGAAGAAGAUCCUCCCAGGACCCUCGUCCCCCGUGGGCCUCCAGAGGGAGAGGAUGGACCAGUGGCACCUACUGAAGAUGUGGGGCUUUACUCCACCCCGGUCAGUGGCCCAAAAGGAGGCUCUGGCUCAGCGUCCGAAGAUCGCCCAGCUGUGGGAGGUGGGAGCCGCUCUGUGGGAGCAGGCCCUGCUGAGACGCAGGUCGGGUCCUCCGUGCACACAGGAGACGUCCUGGCGGUUCUCUUUGGGGUGCUCUUCGCCAUCACGGGCCUCGCAUUCCUCGUCUAUGUCCGGAAGCACCGGAGGCAGAACUGCAGAUUGGAUGCUUCAGCAGCCAAGGCCAACAUCAUCUAUACUCCUGCCACCACCACUGAAGAACAGGCCGUCUAGGAUGCUGCUUCCCCCCCCCACAGGCCAGAGGGAGACUGGUACCGGGUUGGUCUUGGGAAAUCUUUUGCCUCAUGGCCUGGCCAUCUUCCCUCCUGACCCCCC
Messenger RNA from Pogona vitticeps (central bearded dragon), 1429 nucleotides. RefSeq names its product carbonic anhydrase 9 (gene CA9). The record is from RefSeq and is a predicted model, not a curated record. Gene Ontology annotation, molecular function: carbonate dehydratase activity; zinc ion binding. Gene Ontology annotation, cellular component: plasma membrane. Lineage: Eukaryota; Metazoa; Chordata; Lepidosauria; Squamata; Agamidae.